This is a messenger RNA of Cannabis sativa, 1170 nucleotides long. RefSeq lists its product as uncharacterized. The record is from RefSeq and is a predicted model, not a curated record. Lineage: Eukaryota; Viridiplantae; Streptophyta; Magnoliopsida; Rosales; Cannabaceae. The transcript has 4 exons. Bases 1 to 1170 code for a protein of 389 amino acids.
AUGAAUGAAAAACAACAAAUUCAACAUAUAUUUUCGAAGAAGAAUAACAAUGAUCGAAAUAGCUACUAUGUUCGAUUAACUGUAUCGGUUGACAGUAUUCGAUUUCUUCUACGACAAGGUCUUGCAUUUCGUGGUCAUGAUGAGUCCCAAAAUUCUACUAAUCAAGGUAACUUUCUUGAACUUUUAACUUUUUUAGCUGAUCAUAAUGAAGAAAUUAGAGUUGUUGCUUUGAAGAGUGCUCCUAAAAAUCUUAAAUUGACUUCACCAAAGAUUCAAAAGGAUAUUGUAAAUGCAGCUAUAAAAGAGCAAAUAGUCGUAAUGUUUCGUUAUGUGGACAAGAAAGAAUAUGUAAUUGAACGAUUCAUUGGGAUUGAACAUGUUCCAAAUACUACAGCUUUACAGUUAGCGCUCAUGGGUGUGGCCAAAAAGCAUGAUUUGAUAGUGAAUAUUGUUGGAGCAUCAUCUAAGCGUCGCGACAUUUUUCGAGAAAAACAAGCUGCCAAAGUCAUUGAAGCAUUAAAAAGUGGACAACUUUCAAGUGCAAAAGGCCUAAAUCAAGAUAAUGGGAUUAAACGUCCAUGUGAGACACAUUGGGGAUCACAUUUUCGUACUUUGGUAAGCUUUACUAUCAUGUUUUCAUCUAUUAUUGAUGUGCUUGAGGAGAUUGCAAAUGAUAGUUUGAAUAGUGACCAAAAGUAUGAAGCAUCUAUUAUGUUACAAGAUGUGCAAACAUAUGAUUUUGUAUUUAGCUUGCAUUUGGUGAAGAAUAUACUUGGAAUUAUAAAUGAGUUGUCACAAGUCUUACAAAGAGGUGAUCAAGAUAUUGUAAAUGCCAUGGAUUUAGUUAGAGUAUGCAAGAAACAAUUACAAAUGAUGAGAGAUAAUGGAUGGAAUUCUCUAAUGGAAGAAGUGUCUGAUUUCUGUGUUGAGAUGAACAUUGAUGUUCUCAAUAUGGAUAAUAUGUAUUGUGCUCAAGGAAAAUCACGACAAAAGACUCCAAAGCUUACAAAUUUUCACUUCUUUCGUAUUGAUUAUUUCAAUACUGUGAUAGAUUUACAACUACAAGAGUUGAAUAGUCGUUUCAAUGAGGCUAACACUGAGUUAUUGCUUUGUUUGGAAUGUUUGUCUUCCAAUAAUUCAUUUUCUGCUUUUAACAAGGGAAAGUUAUAA